Messenger RNA from Dipodomys spectabilis (banner-tailed kangaroo rat), 644 nucleotides. Its product is annotated as protein kish-A-like. Bases 15 to 230 code for a protein of 71 amino acids. The transcript has a single exon. The record is from RefSeq and is a predicted model, not a curated record. Gene Ontology annotation, biological process: intracellular transport; protein secretion. Lineage: Eukaryota; Metazoa; Chordata; Mammalia; Rodentia; Heteromyidae.
UAUCUGGUCUCACUAUGUCUGCCAUUUUCAACUUUCAGAGUCUGUUGACUGUAAUCUUGCUGCUUAUAUGUACAUGUGCUUACAUCCGAUCCAUGGCACCCAGCAUCCUGGACAGAAAUAAAACUGGACUGUUGGGAAUAUUUUGGAAGUGCGCCAAAAUUGGUGAACGAAAGAGUCCAUAUGUGGCAGUGUGCUGUAUAGUGAUGGCCUUCAGCAUCCUCUUCAUAUAAUAGUUUGGAAAAAUGCCAGAAUGUAGUUAUCAUCAGAUUUCAGUGUGAACAAGGACUUACCUAUGGGAAAUAAUGGAAAGAAUGUUAACCUUUUUAUCUCUGAACACUGAAUGAGAUAAAUUUCCAGAUGCUUUUCCUCUAUUUUUAUGUUAUUGGACCAAUAUUCUAAAUACAUUGUUAAGAUGUAACCAUUUAAUACACAAAGAGUCUUACAGUCCGCAGUAAUCAACCCCAGUACUGUCAUUAUAAUAUUACAUUCUGCAAAUGCCAUUCUGUGGUGUAAGACACUAAUUUUUCCUAAGGUGUCCUUAAGAUACAAAGUAAAAAACAAAACUUAUACUCAAGUUCCUUUCAAAUUCCUAAAAAUGACAAAUCUUUAUGAAAGGAGUCCCUUUUUUGAAUAGCCUUUUUUAU